This is a messenger RNA of Sorghum bicolor (sorghum), 707 nucleotides long. RefSeq lists its product as uncharacterized. The record is from RefSeq and is a predicted model, not a curated record. The coding region runs from base 91 to 648 and encodes 185 amino acids. NCBI's taxonomy places the organism in Eukaryota, Viridiplantae, Streptophyta, Magnoliopsida, Poales, Poaceae. The transcript has 2 exons.
AUCUGACUUGAAAGUUGUACUACCAUUUUUUCUUCUAGUUUCUCUACUAGGAGUACCUUUGCGCGCGGACUUCUCAUUAAUUACAUAUAUAUGGACAGGGGGGUGACAGUGUUGUCAAGCCGUGUAGAACGGUGGCAGCUGAGGCGCGGUGAUCACAUCUAUGCUUGGCGCAAAGGCCUUGCCUAUACCUACUCCCAUCAUGGAAUCUAUGAAAACGACGAGAAAGUGAUCCACUUCACCAGCUCCUUGGCGUUGUCCUCCAUACCUCCAGAAACCUGCAGCAGGUGCCGUGAAGCGAUGCGCGGAGGAGGCGUCAUCAUCUGCUGCCUUAACUGCUUCCUGGAAGGAAACAGCAUUUGCCUCUUCAUCUACUCAGUGCCUUGGUGGUUCUAUAACCUCAGCAACAUUGGUGUUCAAGACACCUGCUCCAUGGAAGAUGAAGACCCACCCGAGACGGUCCUGCACCGCGCCAACAAUCUACGCGUCCACGGCUUCGGCAGCUACAACCUUGCGCUCAGAAACUGCUUCGACUUUGCUUUUUACUGCAAGACUGGACACCCUUACUUCUCACUACUAGAGAUGGUUGUCGAGCCCUCCGCUGUUUCUGAGUCAGACCUACGUCGCGCUAUUCGUCGCUGGCUCUUUUGAUUGAGUGAUUAUUUCUGUCUCUAUUAUAAGUAGUGUGUGUGUGUGUAUAUAUAUAUAUA